Molecule: messenger RNA, 4924 nt
Organism: Pelodiscus sinensis (Chinese soft-shelled turtle)
Lineage: Eukaryota; Metazoa; Chordata; Testudines; Trionychidae
Source: RefSeq, a predicted model, not a curated record
AGGCAUAAGUAGCACAUUGCUUUCUAGGCUGGCACAGGGGAAUACUUUUAGAAAGAAGGUGUCUCACAUAACCAGAUUGCUUCUCAAUUGUUUCUAAGGAAAUAUUUGUGGUGGGAUCACAAGAAUAAGACUGACAAGGAGUAUGUGAUGAUGUAUUUUGUUGGACCAACUUCUGUUGGUGAGACAGGCAAGCUUUUGAACUUACACAGCAGAAAUUAAAGCAGAAAGAUUCUAUUACAACUUUAGAAGGAUGUAAUGUACUAAAGUGUCAGUAUUUUAAAAAAGAAUGAAUGAAAUUAAAUGAUAUUGCCUAUAACUGCCUGUGAAAUUAACAGAGAACAAAAGAAAUUAACAAUUGAUGGAAACUGCUGUGUAUGUGACAAACUUUUGUGUCUCUUGUUAUACCAGAAUCUCACAGAAACACCUGCAGGCCACUGUAUUAUUUAUAUACCAGCUGCUUGCCUUGCUUAAAACUGUUCCAUAUCUUGUACAGGCUUGCUUUUAUGGUACUUUUAAAAGUAAGACUCCUGUUGAUGACUUGGAGCUUUGUAUUGCUAACCGAUCACUGCUUGCUCUCUCCCUUCUUUGGAUUUUUAAUUCAAUUCAGUUGUGCAGCCUGGAAAUACUAGGGGUCACAUAGGCUUGUUUUAUGUGCGUGAUAUCUUACGUCCAAUGGGAGUACGUGUGUAACGAGAACAGGAUUCAGCCUUGGAAGGGUAAGUUAGGCAUUUCUCUUAGCCAGAACAGUUAUGUAACAUUAGCUAAGCAGUGCAGCAUUUUGGUGGCAAUGAGGGAGCGGCUUCUGGAGUAUGAUAAUAAUAGAACUGAAAGCACUUCCAGAUUGGGGCAUAAGGGGUGUUGCAGGGAAUGGCACAGUUAAGUUGGAACCCUAAAUUAGAAGCCAGUACUCUGAACACAAUCUUUGAGAUGGCUGAGUUGGAAUAUUGGGCGUUGUGUUUUACACAAAGGAAGGUGAAAAGGAAAAGAACUUUGUUUCUCUUGUCUGAGGUAGCUUCCCCCCUCCCCCCCAUCCUUCCCCAUUACACUUUCGUAGCAAGUUCAGUAUAAAUCCUGGGAAACCUCCCAUGCACCUGGGGCAUUUGAGUAACAACACUUACAGUGAAUAGGAUUUGACCUGCUACCUGGAUUUCAAUGGAGAGAACGUGUCCUCCCAGUUUGUAGUGUGGUCCAAAGAUUUGAUCUUUGAUUCUAAUGACAUAAGAGAAUUUUUCUCCCCUGUGUCUGCAGCUGUUCUAUAUUUACAACAUGUUGAGCUAAAUCUAUUUCCAUUUAUGCAAAUGGCUGUAAUGCAUUUGCAAAGGUAUAAACUGAUGCAGAACUUGGCCCAAAGAUGUUAGCUCGCUUCUGAUAAAACAGGUAAAUUACAUUUACUAUAAACUACACAGGUGGCAGAUCUAAAGCAUGAAAGGAAUACUUCUAUAAUCUGUAGAGUUGUUCAAAGAUAACUAUUAACAAUAAGUUUGCCUAUUAUUCUACACAAAAGGAAAUUAUAUCCAGAGGUAUCAACCACCUAACCAGAUGCACAGCAAUGAAAUUGGCAUAAAGGGGUACACUUGGUUUUUAUGUGAACUGUUUUAGUGCUAGUUUUAUCUAAUCUGGAUUUGUAGCUAAAACAUCCCCACAGUGUAACCAGUGGCACUACCCUUACCAAUAACUGUGGGUAUAAUGUCCAUGAAUGUCUCUUUCUUUUUACAUAUCAAAAGCCAUAGAAGCAGACUUUACACCUUCUGGGCCCCUGCUGUAGACACAUAGCAGAGCAGAACAGCUAAAAGCCAACACAACCUGCUCCUGAGGUACAUUUCUCACCCGGAAUCCUUUUAAAUGGGAAGAUGUAUCCAGUGUUGAACAAGCUCCCAAAUAAAAGUGAUUCGAAACCACUUCCCAUUGUUAUAAUAGGGAAUGGUCCUUCAGGAAUUUGCCUUUCCUACCUGCUGUCUGGUUAUGUUCCUUAUAUCAAAAAGGGCUCCAUUCAUCCUCACCCUAUUCUACACAGGAAACUAGAGGAAACGCCAGAGGUCUCCAUUAUAGACCAGGAUCUGGAGUACCUGUCUGAAGGUUUGGAGGGACGAUCCCAGAGCCCUGUGGCUCUUCUUUUUGAUACUCUGCAGCGUCCAGAUACAGACUUUGGUGGAACUGUAGACUCUGUCCUCACUUGGUGGAAUGAGACCAACAGGGCCAUUCCCCAUCUGGUCCUUGGCAGAAACCCUCCUGGGGGCGCGUGGCAUUUUAUUGAGGGCUCUAUGAUUACUCUGAGCCAAGGGGAAUGGAUGGGGCUUCCAGACCUUCCAUUCAAAGACUGGCUGAGGAAAAAGAGAAGGGGCCUCAGGAAUAACAGAGCCACAGCAGAAGAUAUUGCUCAAUAUUAUCUACAUUAUGUGGCAAAGAAAGGACUACAGAAGAAUUUUAUCUGUGGGACUGUUGUGACAUCUGUGAGGAAAGUGAGCCCAGAGUCAAACUCCAGCUGUGCACAGCAGUAUCCUGAGAGGAACAAUGACUCCUUUUUCCCUGAAAAAGAGAAGGAAGAUGACCAGUUUGCUAGUGGAAAUCUCUUCCAAGUAGAUGGCUUUAUCAAAAAUAUGAGUGAUGGUCAGCAACCCUUCUCCAUCUAUGCAGAGAAUGUGGUUUUAGCCACAGGAACAUAUGAUAGUCCAACCAAGCUUAAGGUUCAUGGAGAAGACCUUCCUUUUGUCCACCACAAACUCUCUGCCCUUGAAGAAGCAGUGAAGAACAAGAGGAUUAGCAUGACAUCAGAUCCAAUCUUGAUUGUAGGUGCUGGGCUGACAGCUGCCGAUGCGAUUCUUUUCGCACAUCAUUUCAGCAUUCCAGUGAUCCAUGUUUUUCGUAGAAGGGUCAAUGAUCCCGGCCUCAUCUUCAAUCAGCUCCCCCAAAUGAUGUAUCCAGAGUACCACAAAGUCCACCAGAUGAUGAAAGAACAGUCAGUUGCUUGUGCUGGGCCAUACGAAUGUUACAUCAGCCUUCCUGAACAUCAUGUCCUGUCUUUCAGAGGGAAUAAGAAGUGUGUUGUUCAGGAUAAGAAUGGUCACCAGAAAGUCUUUAACAUUUCCCUGGCUUUUGUUCUCAUUGGCUCAAAUCCUAACCUCUCCUUCCUUCCAAACAAUGGCACUGAUUUGGCAAUUGACAAUGAGCAACCAGUCAACUCCAAAAGGAACCCCAUCAAUGUCAACCCAUUCACCUAUGAAUGUGUUCAGGAAAAAGGGCUUUAUGCAAUAGGGCCAUUAGCUGGGGAUAAUUUUGUGCGUUUUGUGCAGGGCGGGGCACUGGCUAUUGCCAGCUCUUUGUUAAAGAAAGCAAACAAAAACCCACCUUAACAAAUUGCCCUAAGCAAAACCAUUGCAACAGGUUAUUCCUGUCCUCUUUGCGAAGUAAGGCAUUUGACAUGGACAUUUUCCCUUGCGGUGGUCUCCAGGACUGACAGAGUCACCAAACUCAGUGGGUCAGUUUGGGAAAGGAGAAGUCAGCAAGUUCAUGGUUUGGGAUAAUCAACGUUGCCAACAUAUCUGCCUAGUUAAAAGGUUGAAUUUAAGUGCAACCAAGGGAAACAGGCCCAUCCCUGGGGAGAAGCCUCAUCGCUUGGAAUAGUGAGGGCAAAGCCGCAAUCAUUUCACUAUGUAAAUAUCUGGCAAGUGUUUGAAGAGAGUUCUCAUCCUUCAGCUAUAUUCCUGGUGGCCAUAUUGGCAUGCCUUUUGUUUGUGUAUCUUCUCCAAAUGUUACUCGAUAUAUAUUGCUAAUACUAUAGAACACAGAUAAGUUGUUGCUGUUGCAGGCAGUUUUGUGGCACAGCUGUAUGGGUUUUUUGUGAUGCAAACGUCCAUUGAAAGCUAUGCUGCAAAUGUCUCAUGCACCUAAUUUCUAAUUGCAGAAUGCUGGUUUGUUACAAAAGAAUGGUCUAAAGGACUGCUGAACAGUUAUCUUUUUUAGCAAGGCACAUCACCACCAUGCUCUAUAGGCAUAUAUAGAUACACAGGUGUGCUGUGUAGCUUAGGAUGCAGGACACCUGUGUUUCUGUCUUAGCAAGACUUCUUUUCCUUUUACUCAUCUUGAGUGCACACUCUUUAAAAGGCUAGAAAGCCGAAAGAUAACAGUGUUGCAUUCUUAGAGACCUCUUCAGGGAUACUAAAACCCAUUUAUAAAAAGGAAUUAUCAUUGGUUUGUGAGAAUUGAUUAAUAAUCUGCCCAUGUAUGAGGCUUCAAAUUCCUCCUGCUCAAUGGAAUUGAAUAUACUACUAUGGGAAGCUUUUCAUUACAUAUUGUAUGGAUUCCCAAUCUCACAUAGUAUUUAAGAAAACUUGCUCUGUAAAUCAGAAAAGGCAUUCCACUAAUUGUUCUUGAAAGAGAAAGAAAAUGUUUACGAUAGAUUUCUAGAUCACUGUGGAACAAGAGCUGUUAUCAUUUAACUAAUAGCCCUGAUCCUGUAAGACCCCUGUAUGGACUUUAAAGGGAGAGAGAUUACAGGGUCAGGAUUGAUUGUGUUUUCCAUAUAAGGCUUGACUGUGCUUUGCUUAGUGGGGCAAAACUUCAUUGACACAGCACAAUGUGCAGAAUGAGGCCCAAAGAGGCCACUUUACUGUAAUUGCAAGUUGAUGUGCACAGUCCUUUCAUAUAUACCAGGAAUAAGCUGUUGCUUCAUUAAAUGCACAUAAUACCAGCAAAUCUCUCAGAGAAGUAACACACACAGAGUAAAUGUUAGUUUGUAAAUGCCUGGUCCCAGAAGUUGUUAAUUGAGGAAGGUGUAAAGAACACACCUAUCUGGCUUUUUGUGUUGCUGCUGUCUCUUGGCAAUGUUGUACAGCACUCUGGAAACUAUUUUUGUAUUUUCUAAGUUAGCUAUAUUAAUUUUGGAUAUGGAAUAUGUUUAAAUAAAGUAUUUUCAAACUUACACCAA